Tachysurus vachellii is the source of this 1348-nucleotide messenger RNA. RefSeq lists its product as uncharacterized. Lineage: Eukaryota; Metazoa; Chordata; Actinopteri; Siluriformes; Bagridae. Gene Ontology annotation, molecular function: protein binding. The record is from RefSeq and is a predicted model, not a curated record. The transcript has 9 exons. The coding region runs from base 118 to 1314 and encodes 398 amino acids.
GUUUUUUUAAUGUAACACGAUAUUACAGCUUCUCAUGAUACUUGGCAACGGCUUCCGGAAACAAACCCGGAAAUCUGUUAGAGACAUCAACAGAAAGCUUGUGGAGACUUUUAGGUGAUGUCAUCAGAAGACCUCCAGCUUCUGAGGAGACCGUGUCCUCCUAAACGCUCUCCAUCACACUGUACGAUAGCAGAGUCUACACCUACACAGGUCCAUGAGGAGAGCAAAACAGGAAGGAGAAAGGAGUGGAGUGGCCAUGGCAACGCUCUUCCAUCUCCACCCCGGUCCUUUCUCCCUGCUGAAGCUCCCAUCAUGCCUUGCGUCAACUCUUUUCCUUCCAGACCACGAAGAAUUAUUCCUAAAGCCCGUAUUUUAGCAUUCUUGGGAGAUGAUCCUCAUUAUGCACCUCCACCCCCAGACGUCCUCCAGGACUUUCUGAAACCCACUCAGUCCGAGAGUGAGCCAGUCCAGAGCAGCCAAUCACAGAAGAAGGUGAUAAAGGACCUGUCACGAUGGAACUACAGGAAGUUCAUCAAUCACUUCCUGUCUGAGCUUCAUGAUGGGCAGCAGAGAGAAGUGGCCAGGCAGGUGCUGAGCUGUGAGCCGUUUCCUCGUCUUGAGCGCAGGAUCCCACAGUGGCAGAUCAAGUGUGAGUUGGCUGCAGUGGUCCGGGUGCAGACGGAGUGUGUGAGACAUCAAAGAGAUGACAAAACCUUUUUUGUUUUAAAAAAGACAGCAGAUGAGACACCAGGCGUAUGCUCACACACACAGUAUGACAUGGACCCAGUUGUUCUGAGUUUUCACGGCUCAUGCCGAUCUCAUGCCCCUUCCCUUGCGCCACUCAACCCAUCUGAGCAUGCAGUUGUAGACUGCCUCAAGAAAGGAGGCACUGUCCUCAACCUCAAGGCUCACUUUAUUCACCAGCUACCUGAUCUGUCUCGCCUUAUCUCGUCUCUCACCUACUUAAAUCUUUCAUUUAAUGAUUUUAGGUUAUUUCCUGUGGAGCUGUGUGAGCUCUAUAAACUGGAGGUGCUGAUGUUGAGAGGAAACCCAAUUGUGGAAAUCCCAGCUGAGAUCGAGAAGCUGAUCAACCUAAAGAUGCUGGUGGUCUCGUUCUGCAAGCUCACUGCUCUGCCGUCUCAGUUAUACAAUCUUUCCUCUCUGCAGCACCUGGAUGUCUCACACAACCUCAUUGGUCACUUGAGCAACAAGAUCAUGAGCCUCAGGUCACUGCGUUAUUUAAACGUAGAGGGAAAUCUGUUAGCAUCUCUACCCCGCGGUCUGCUGCGUCUCCCUCUGUCUCAACACGUGUAACAGUUUCCCUGAAAUAAUAAAUAUUCUAGUUUCA